AAGAGGUGCUGACGCAGGGUUGUUGCUGACAACGGUCUACGUUGACUUCAGACGCCACAAAGUGAAUCGGUUGUAACAGAGCAGCUGCAUUAUUACGCUUGCGUGUGUAUGUUUGAGUGAGCUGAACAAGGACAUCGCUGUGCAGCCUGUGUGUAUGUGAGAGCGCACGUGUGUGCGAUGUCUUCAGAACUGCUGGUAGAUGUGGGCGACGACUCUGCAACGGCGCAGCUAGGCCAGCUGAAGCUGACUACCAUAGAGGACCAGCAGUGGCCCGCUGAUGAGUCUUUCCUCAGCAAGUCAGAGACAGAUGUUUCCCAGCAGUUUGACGCCAGCUCUCCACACCUGCCCUGGGACCACCCUUUCUAUGACAUUGCCAGACAUCAGAUCAUCGAAGUGGCCGGUGAUGACAACUUUGGCAGGAAGGUGAUCGUGUUUAACGCCUGCAGGAUGCCUCCGCAGCACCAGCUGGACCAUCAUAAGCUGCUGAUUUGCAGGUACAAGAAGAACAUCAAGGCCCUGUACAUCGUCCAUCCCACCAUGUUCAUCAAGACUCUGCUGAUCCUCUUCAAACCGAUUAUAAGCUUUAAGUUUGGCAGGAAGAUCAACUACGUGAGCUAUCUGAGCGAGCUGGAGGACGUGGUCAAGUGCGAUCAGCUGGUCAUUCCUUCCCGCGUCAGAGAGUAUGACAACAAAUUAAGAGCAUCUCUGAAAGCCACCACGCAGCCCCCCAUGUCUCCUCCUCACAGCCCUCCCCUCCCCAGCCAGGUGUUUGGUGUGCCACUGACGCUGCUCAGACAGAGGGAUCCAGAUGGCGAUCCAGUUCCUGUGGUGAUGAGAGACACCGUCGGCUUCCUCUCAGAGCAAGGCUUGGAGAUUGAGGGCAUCUUCAGACGAUCUGCCAACGUGACUCUGGUGAAGGAGGUCCAGCUCAGGUACAACUCAGGUGCGACAGUGAACUUCAGAGAGAUGGAGGAUGUGCACCUGGCUGCUGUCAUCCUGAAAACAUUCCUGAGGGAACUCCCCGAGCCUCUGCUCACCUAUCAGCUCUACAACGACAUCGUCAACUUUGCCUCUGUGUCCAGUGAGAGUCAGGUGACAGUAAUGAAGACGCUGGUAGAGUCGCUGCCAGAGGAAAACUACGCGUCGCUGCGAUACCUCAUCACGUUUCUGGCACAGGUGUCAGCCAACAGUGAGGUGAAUAAGAUGACCAACAGUAACCUGGCUGUGGUCUUCGGUCCCAAUCUGCUCUGGGGGCGGGACAACGCCAUGUCGCUCAGCGCCAUUGGACCAAUCAAUAACUUCACGAGAACCCUGCUGGACCAGCAGCAUCUGGUGUUCGCCUAACGUCCCGCCCUCUGCUCCGAGCUCUUUCUGCCAAUGUGAAACGCCGCCGAGACCCUCCUUCCCCUGCAGCAUUUAGCCGUUAGCUUACCUUAGGAGCAUCAUCAAAGUACUCAGACAGGCCGACUGUCUCUUACACGCCGCGCACAUCUAAAAAGAUUCAGUGGACCAAGUUAUUCGUGUGUCACCAGUCGUUCUGAGCGUCCUGUUAUCAUGUCUGCCAACUUCUCUCUUUGACUCCAAGCAUGAAAACAAGUGGAAACAGCACACGUGUUAGAGCUCAGGCAAAGAAUAAUAAUGUUAGCAAAAAAUAACAAAACACUACGAAAUGCAAGCGCGAGUAAACAAGAAAGAUCCCCAGUUUUGUUCCAGCGUUAAAUUAGAGGCAUGAAACGCCGCGGCCCUGAUACCACCUGCGUGAGUGGGCACGCUGUCGCCACACCCACUCAGGAAUCUACCAGGAUCCACUUUGUGUUCUUAAAGUCGUGAUAACUCUCGACAUCACUUUGCAUCAUGAAAUCCCACAAACACGUCAUGACGUGCACGUUUCCCUUCCUUUAAAUCAGCGCAGUGCUUCCUACAGUCUCCACGAGCACAACGUGAAUCUGACGUGACGUGAAGUCGUUUCACGCCGUAUCAGGCCAGCUCGCUAUAAAGAGCUGUAACACUGGGGGAGGGGCAUAAAAGCUCUCAUAAAUCUGAAAUCACUACAUGUGUGAACGCAGGGUUAGUCAUUCGCUGCCACGUGCUUCUCCACCACCCGAACUGCUCCGUCCAUGCCUCCGUCACUCCCUGCAUGUGUUCAUAUCUGUAUUCAGCUGCUUCCACACAGCGGCUGGUUUGCAUCUUUUCUCUGUCAGUAGCAGCUGGUCGUGUUGUUUUCUACGUAGUGCCAAAAAGGCGUUUCCCCCGUGUUACCAAACCUUCUUUAGAUUCUGAUUCUGUACUAAAGAGAGGGCUGAUGAGGAGAGUGGAGGCGCGACUCAGGUUAACGUCAGAAUGGUGAACUUUGUGGACAAUCGAUGAAAUGCUGUACUUGGAGUGGCAGAAACCACCCACAGCUGUGCACGUGGAGUCUUUCUCUUCCUUUAUAUGAC
This is a messenger RNA of Neolamprologus brichardi, 2438 nucleotides long. The record is from RefSeq and is a predicted model, not a curated record. NCBI's taxonomy places the organism in Eukaryota, Metazoa, Chordata, Actinopteri, Cichliformes, Cichlidae.